Betta splendens (Siamese fighting fish) is the source of this 2028-nucleotide messenger RNA. RefSeq lists its product as uncharacterized. The coding region runs from base 428 to 1261 and encodes 277 amino acids. The transcript is spliced from 5 exons. NCBI's taxonomy places the organism in Eukaryota, Metazoa, Chordata, Actinopteri, Anabantiformes, Osphronemidae. The record is from RefSeq and is a predicted model, not a curated record.
GGGCAACACUCACUUGUGUUGUAAUGCCGUAAUAAUUUUUCAGGUCUCACCGGAAAGAAGCUGCGGAUUCUUUUUAUUGUUACCAAAACAUUAGGCGCCAUUUACAAAGUAAACAAACGACUCUUCGGAAUUCUACCUGCGUCUCUUAUAACUCUAGUAUAUUGUAGCGAUCCGGGGGGGGGGGGGGGUGUACAUAGUUUGGUUGACUGUUCCAGUUCGUAUUGUGUUAUGUGGCUCUUUUAUUUUGAAGCGCAGAUAGUUGCGUGACGUCAGGUGUGCUUCCGGGAGAAAGAAGCGGGAGUUUUUGUUCUGUGUAGUUCCGGGGGGGGUUGAAAAGAGUGUGGUGAGACCUGUUGUGACCCCGCUGUUGUAAGAAAAUAAAGGAGUGUUGUUCACACUGAGGCUCGUAACAAUAUUCUAUUGGAAAAUGACACCUAACACCAUAAAAGAGUCUUUAGCUAAAAUGCUGCAUAAUCUGUCAAAGGAGGACUUUGAAAGGUUCUGCGACCACCUGCUGGACCGCAGACAGGAGCCGCGGGUUCCGAUGAGCAGAGUGGAGGGUAAACGCCGCUGGGAAAUUGCAUAUCUGCUGGUUUCAACUUUUACAGAAGCCAAAUCUGCCAAAGUGGCUGUGGAGAUCCUGGAGAAGAUGGGCUGCCGCGACGAGGCAGAGAAACUCGACUCUCAAACCAAACACUUCCAGGAUAACGGUGACCCAACGUUCCGCAGGACCGCUGAUGGGAGUCUGGACCUACAGCGCACAGUGGAGGCUCUAACGUUUAAAGCACCCACAGCUCUGUGUGUGAAGAAACCAGAAGAGGUGGAGGCUGAAGCCAAGAACCAGGUUCUGUCACAGGGCGGGGAUCCGAGUAAUAACAGGCUCGUUUUGAGCAGGUUUACCAUUCAGUUUGGCAAAUACAAAGGCCAGACCUUCAAGUGGCUUUUAGAGAACGACGUGCAGUAUACUGCCUGGCUGAUGAAUGAGCACCAGAAGGACAGAAAUAACCUUAUCAAUAAGGUCAACAAGGAGUCCUUGACCCAGUAUGCCUUUGCCUAUCCUGAUUUUUUGAAAGAAGUCAAAUUACACGCCCAAAAAGAAGCCCUCAAAAGCCAUGCCCACAGGCCAACCACCAGGUUUGGGCCCAAUGGAGCAAAGAGACAGACAAAAGGCACGAAGACAAGAAGACAGGCCAGAAGCCAACAGGCACCGAGCACUAGAGGCCGGUCCAUCCGUGUCCCAAAGCCUGCGAAGGGAACAUGAAAAACACUUUGAGUAACACAGCCUUCCAUCCUCUGCCCCGUUUUUGAGUUAAUGCUGGAAAAUGUCCUAUUUCUUUCUGGGUAUUUAUCUAUUGUGUGUUUUAUCUAUUCCUAGUCUUAUCCAUAUAUGCGUAUAUACAUAUGUAUAAUGUAGGUAGGACCAGCUUUUUAGUAAAUUAGGAUUUUAUAUGGUAUAUUGAGUCUCUUCCUGAAACAAGAUUAUGUAAAAAUGCCAUUUUAACCCCUUUGUUAUUACAAGUAUGUACAGUAGAAGUGGUAAAUUGUUGUUUUUUUUGCACUAAUUAUAGGGUUGUGCCCCUUGUUGCACAGUUAUAACUGUUUUUACUGUUGUUUUUAUUCAUUGUCCUGUAAACUGUCAUAUCGGUUCUUUCACCUUUUCCAGGUGACUUCCUCAUGUGACAUGAGGCAAACAUGGCUACUGAAGAAUCAAAAAUAUCAAACACACUCUAGUUUUUGUUUUAUUGAACAAGGCAGUACACCUUUAUGUUUUCAUUAUUAAAGUCCUAUGUAAUAUAUUAAAAUUCAAAGAAAACCACAGAACAAUCUGUGUUUUGACUGGGAAUUAAUAGAUGUGUUCAGUACACAGGUACUGACAUGACCAAUGUUAGUAAAUGCCAUUAUUACACUCUGAAGAAUAACAGAUUGUUUUUGUUUUGUUUAUUUGUUGUUGUGGCAAAUUGUUCACUUGCUUGAAGACACACCAGGUGUUUAUCUGAAAAAAGGAAUAAACAGACUCACUACUGUACA